Molecule: messenger RNA, 1503 nt
Organism: Anthonomus grandis grandis
Lineage: Eukaryota; Metazoa; Arthropoda; Insecta; Coleoptera; Curculionidae
Exons: 7
Coding region: 139-1467 (442 amino acids)
Biological process (GO): heme export; transmembrane transport
Cellular component (GO): membrane
Molecular function (GO): heme transmembrane transporter activity; heme binding
Source: RefSeq, a predicted model, not a curated record
AAAUACCAUAAUGCAUCAUUUUAUCAUACAAUAACACGUAAUUGUUUAAUGGCACUUUCGAAACUAGCUAAUCCUUUGUAAACGGACUGAUAAUAUUGCAGAAAUAUUUUACUAUUUGAGUAGUUUAAACUUUUCAAAAUGAUGCAAAACAGUCCAAGUUUACCAGAAAACUUAGAGAUUAGAGUUUAUAAAAAAAGAUGGUACAUCUUAAACAUUUUCUUUUAUUAUUCUUGUAUAAAUGCAAUCCAAAUGACCGAAUAUGUAAGCAUAACAGAUAUAGUUGCUAAAUAUUAUAACGUCAGUACUUUUGCCGUUGAGUGGACGUCUUUGUGCUAUAUGGUUCUAUAUCCUGUAAUGGUUGGUCCAGCUUCAUAUAUCAUAGAGAAAAAGGGUUUGAGGACAGCCACGUUAAUAGGAUGCGUUGGAACUGCCAUAGGAACAACAAUCAAACUUUUCUCAAUAGAUCCAGGGAAAUUUUGGGUGGUGAUGUUGGGCCAGAUAACUAAUGCUUUUUGUUUGGCAUUUAUUAUGUCUCUUCCACCGAAGAUUGCUGCACAGUGGUUUAAAUCUAGUGAGGUAUCACUAGCAUGCGCUCUAGGUUCCUUGGGUCCCACUAUGGGUAAUGCUAUAGGAUAUUUGCUGACCGUGUCAAUAGUUAGAGACAGUGGAGAUUUAUACCUGGUUGGCAAAAGCUUAUCGUACCUUUGCUGGUGCCUUACUGUAUUAAUGAUUCCCGUUACGUUAUUUUCAGUCUUUUAUUAUCCAGAAAAACCAGACUUUCACCCAAGUAUAGCUCAGUAUAAAAAAUUUGUCGAACAUCGUAAAACUACUGGCAGUAGACUUGCUGUAUUUAAGUCUUUGAUUUUUACCAAAGGUUUUUUUAUUCAUCUUUUGGUAUAUGCUAUCAACAUAGGGGUACUUUCAACCAUUAUGAUCCUUAUCAGUGAGUUUGUUAAUGUUUAUUUUGAGAACUCGGCCGAACAUGGAGGCAAUAUGGGCUUUUGUUUGCUGAUUUUCGGCAUAUUGGGAUCCGUAAUAUUCGGAUAUAUCCUAGAUAAGACUCAUAAAUAUAAGGAGGUGAGCGUAGUGAUAUGCUUAGCAUCAGCAGCACUAGUAAUGCUUCUUCUGGUAGCCUUUGAAAGAGGUUUACUAGUUUUUUCUUACAUUAUUUGCAGCAUCUUUGGAAUCUUCAUCAACUCAUUUAUACCAGUAGGAUACGAGUUUGGAAUAGAGCUAACAUAUCCACAAGAAGAAAGUACUGUAGCAGGAGUCCUGUUUGGGGCAUCCCAAAUUGCCAGUGUCAUUUUUGGUGUCAGUGUUACUUAUAUCAACAUGAAUUUUGGACCUUUUUAUGCCCUUAUAAGUUUAGUAAUACUAUUAUUAAUUGGAAGUUUAUUGGAAAUAUGUGUUCCCAAUAGGCUCGAGAGGCAAGAGGUUUUCAAGAUUGAAAGAACAGAAGUAAUGUAAUGAUUUAUUUCAGUAAUAUAAAAUUCAGGCAAUUUA